GUGAACCAGCGCAACGUCCCAGGGAUCGAUAGUGCCUACCUGGCCAUGGACACGGAGGAAGGUGUGGAAGUCGUUUGGAAUGAAGUUCAGUUUUCUGAGCGGAAGAACUUCAAGCUUCAGGAAGAAAAAGUUAAAGCGGUGUUUGACAACUUAAUUCAGCUGGAACAUCUGAACAUUGUGAAGUUUCACAAAUACUGGGCUGAUGUGAAGGAGAAUAAGGCCAGGGUGAUCUUCAUCACUGAAUAUAUGUCUUCAGGGAGCUUGAAACAGUUCCUGAAGAAGACAAAGAAAAACCACAAGACUAUGAACGAGAAGGCCUGGAAGCGAUGGUGUACCCAGAUCCUCUCUGCUCUCAGCUACCUCCACUCCUGUGAUCCCCCAAUCAUCCACGGAAACCUGACCUGUGACACCAUCUUCAUUCAGCACAAUGGACUGAUCAAAAUCGGGUCAGUGGCACCGGACACGAUUAACAACCACGUGAAGACCUGUCGUGAGGAGCAGAAGAACCUGCACUUCUUUGCCCCAGAGUAUGGAGAAGUUGCCAAUGUCACUACUGCUGUGGACAUUUACUCCUUUGGGAUGUGUGCGCUGGAGAUGGCGGUGCUGGAAAUCCAGGGCAAUGGCGAGUCGUCCUACGUUCCGCAGGAGGCCAUCAACAGUGCCAUCCAGCUGCUGGAGGACCCCCUGCAGAGGGAGUUCAUCCAGAAGUGUCUAGAGCAGGACCCUGGCAAGCGCCCCACUGCCCGGGAGCUCCUGUUCCACCAGGCGCUGUUUGAGGUGCCGUCGCUGAAGCUGCUGGCCGCGCACUGCAUCGUUGGGCAUCAGCAUAUGAUUCCUGAAAACGCUUUAGAAGAAAUGACCAAAAACCUUGACAUGAGUGCGGUGUUGGCAGAGAUUAAUCAUGAGGACAGAGAAGGAGUGAAGAUGAUUUUCUCUCAGUCUCCAGCGUUGGAGCUGGACAAGUUCCUGGAGGAUGUCAGGAACGGUAUCUACCCCCUCACAGCUUUCGGGAUGCCGCGACCUCAGCAGCCCCAGCAGGUCGUGGUGAAAUCCCCCAUUGCUCCACCGUCCGUGAAGACCCCGACUCCAGAGCCUGCUGAGGUGGAGACCCGCAAGGUGGUGCUGAUGCAGUGCAACAUCGAGUCAGUGGAGGAGGGCGUGAAGCACCACUUAACACUGCUGCUGAAACUGGAAGACAAGUUGAAUCGUCACUUGAGCUGUGACCUGCAGCCCAAUGACAACAUCCAGGAGCUG
Molecule: messenger RNA, 1254 nt
Organism: Apaloderma vittatum (bar-tailed trogon)
Lineage: Eukaryota; Metazoa; Chordata; Aves; Trogoniformes; Trogonidae
Gene: NRBP1
Product: nuclear receptor binding protein 1
Exons: 15
Biological process (GO): endoplasmic reticulum to Golgi vesicle-mediated transport; protein phosphorylation; intracellular signal transduction
Cellular component (GO): cytoplasm; endomembrane system
Molecular function (GO): protein kinase activity; ATP binding
Source: RefSeq, a predicted model, not a curated record